Molecule: messenger RNA, 1824 nt
Organism: Homalodisca vitripennis (glassy-winged sharpshooter)
Lineage: Eukaryota; Metazoa; Arthropoda; Insecta; Hemiptera; Cicadellidae
Gene: eIF3l
Product: eukaryotic translation initiation factor 3 subunit L
Exons: 9
Coding region: 142-1782 (546 amino acids)
Biological process (GO): translational initiation
Cellular component (GO): cytoplasm; eukaryotic translation initiation factor 3 complex
Molecular function (GO): translation initiation factor activity; protein binding
Source: RefSeq, a predicted model, not a curated record
UGUAGUCCUUUGCUUGACGUUCCAUUUCGUUAUUACGUUAUUAGUUGGAGCUUUCUGUACGAAUUAUAAAUCACGUGUUGUGUUUUACUAAUGUUUAGUAAAUUGUGUAACGCAUAAGCUCUAGCAAACUUUUUAAUUAUCAUGAAUUCUUACGAAGACUACGAUCAGGGAUAUGGGAACUAUGAGUACAGCCAGUAUGAGUAUGGAGACUUGCACACAGGGGACCCUCAAAGAGAUAUUGAAUACGAUAGACAUUACAAAAUGCCAGAAGUUGUGAAAAAAUUUCUGUUGUACUUUUGUAAUGCCUUAAAUGAAGGAUUGAUUGAUGAUCUUCAGAAUAUGUACGAGAACACAUUCCCCAAGCUCACUGAAAAGUUCUUUGACAAGCAUGCUUGGCCUGAUGAAGAAGAAGUUGGACACAUUGUUGAUAAUGAUCCAAUUUUCCUAAUUCUCUACAAGGAGCUGUACUACCGCCACAUUUAUGCCCGUGUGUCCGGUGGUCCUUCAUUAGAGCAGAGAUUUCGCUCUUUCUAUAACUACUGCGACCUUUUCAACUACAUCCUAGGUUUCAAGGCACCAGUACCACUGGAGUUGCCUGACCAAUGGUUGUGGGAGCUGGUGGAUGAGUUUGUCUAUCAGUUCCAGUCCUUCUCCCAAUACCGAGCUCGCCUCAUGAACAACCAGGACAAGGACAAUGAGUUGGAUUGUGUCAAGAAGAACAACGAUGUCUGGAAUGUACUGGGUGUACUCAAUGUUCUACACUCGCUGGUAGACAAGUCCAACAUCAAGCGGCAAUUAGAGGUGUUUGCUAGUGGAGGAGAUCCAGAAUCUGUGGCCGGGGAGUUUGGUCGUCACUCACUUUACAAGAUGUUAGGCUACUUCAGUCUGGUAGGAUUGUUGAGACUCCACUCUAUGCUUGGAGACUACUAUCAAGCCAUCAAGGUUUUGGAGAACAUUGAGCUGCACAAAAAGAGUCAGUACUCAAAUGUGCCAGCUUGCCAGAUCACCACCUCUUACUAUGUGGGGUUUGCUUACAUGAUGAUGAGACGCUAUGCUGAUGCCAUCAGGACCUUCAGCUCUAUCCUCCUCUACAUCCAGAGAACCAAACAACUCUUCCAGAGUCGAUCCUACCAGAAUGAUCAGAUAAACAAGCAGACUGAGCAGAUGUACCACCUGCUGGCGAUCUGUCUGGUAUUACAUCCUCAGUGUGUGGACGAGGCUAUACAGCAGGUGCUGAGAGAUAAGAAUUAUCACGAGAAGAUGUACAAGAUGCAGUAUGGUGACUUGGAAGAGUUUGAGGCCUGUUUCAUUUUUGCCUGCCCCAAGUUCUUACCUCCCAUGCCCCCCAUGCAGUCUCAGGAUGAUUACGUCAAAGAGGCCAUGAAAUACCAAACCCAUGUAUUCAUGGACGAAGUGCGCCAACAAAAAAUGAUUCCAACUAUUAGGAGUUACUUGAAGCUCUACACUACUCUACCUCUGUCUAAGCUAGCUUCAUUCAUUUACGGUCAGGAUCGUAAUGGCGACAUGGAAAAGAACAUUGCGGAGUUGAGGAUUCAUCUGUUGUGUUUCAAACACAAAAUGAAGAACAUUGUGUGGACCAAGGGAACUUCGGGACUAGAGGGUAGCUUCCAGUCCGACUCAGAGUUGGACUUCUACAUUGACAAUGACAUGAUCCACAUCGCAGACACAAAGGUAGCUCCUCCUUAUGGUGAUUUCUUCAUCCGCAAGAUCCACAAGUUUGAUGAGCUCAACCGCAAACUGCACUAUACCAAGAUUCAAUAACAUCAAAUGUAAAAGAUUAAGAGAAUAAACAUUUGCAGUGGA